AUGUCUCAAAAAAUAGAAAAUAUAAAUCAUUGUCCGGCAGGUCAUUCUUUCGAGGAUUUCGUUUAUUCUUAUUACAAAAAUCUCAUUAAGUCUGAUGGAAAAUGUUCUUUAUGUACCAAAGAACAUUUUAUCCAAGAGUUUAAAACUUGGUCUACAGAUGGUCGCCAUGCAUCUGUGUAUUCGGCCAAAUUAGAAAAUGGAAUAAAAGUGGAUUGGAAUUUUAUUAAACAGGGUUGGGAAUAUCGUUUAAUUGGCCGCAAAGUUGCUUUAAAAGAAAUAAAAGAUUCGAGAUAUGAUAUAGCUGAAUUUCUUAAAGUGGUAUGGUGGAAAUCAAAAAUACAAAUAUUAAGUUUAAUAGCAUCGGGUCUUGAAAGCUUACAUGAAAAAAAUUUUGUUCAUUGUGACCUUCGAAGUGGAAAUAUUUUGAUAGAUUAUUUUGACUUAGAAUUAGAAAUAGAUUUAAGUUUACGUAAUUUUGAAAUCAUUUAA
Messenger RNA from Diversispora eburnea, 489 nucleotides. NCBI's taxonomy places the organism in Eukaryota, Fungi, Glomeromycota, Glomeromycetes, Diversisporales, Diversisporaceae. The record is from the annotation of a GenBank genome assembly.